AUGGCGAGAUUGAAGGCGCAAGUUGUUACCGCGAGUGAGUCUCCGGAGAUUUUGCAUGCUGCCCCGGCAGUGAACCCGAACCAGGUCAUGGAGAACUCUUCGCCAUCAAUCUCUUCCGCCACCUCACACACCUGUCCUCAUUGCAAUUCUGCAUUCUCCGACAUGGCAUUGCAGGAUUUCAACCAUCACGUGGCUUCGUGCCGCCCGGAGAUGGUGUCUGACAGUUCGCUGUCGCCACCAACUGAACCCAAUUCGCCAACAGUCGUCUACAGGUAUUUGAAAAGUCUCAAUGCAGGCACGUCCGGUCAGAAUAAAUUCGGUGUCAUUAAUGGCAUCUCUGUCACGGGUGCCAAUGCUACGGGCGCACUGGAGAACGACGAAGAAGUCGACGACGGUAAUGAUAGACUCAUUCGCCCAUAUGUCGAUCCGAAGGCGGCAUUUGAUUACUACGACAGGCUCGGCGAACGGGAAGCAUCCGUUGCAACCGCGAAAAAUUCCCAAGAACCUGAAGACCCAAAAAAUGGCAUCAAUGGUAAUCGCGCGUCAUCCAGUGAGGAAAAGUCGGAAGCCCCCAAUCGCUUUCCUUUUCCAAAAUUCACACCCAUCGAGGAUUUUGAACAGUUCCUUGCUGCUCCUGAGGAUAUGCCCUAUGAAGUUCUCUAUCUUCGCACAGACGGUGUCGCCAGCGUCAUGGCUGACUAUCAAAAAGAAUGGGAUGUUAUUGGCAAGGAGAUUUACGCCCACGAGUCAUAUGUCAAGGCUCAGGCCAAGGACUUAGCUGAGCAAGCAAAAGAACUUGAAGAGGAGAAGGCGAAAGUUGAAGAUCAGAAAUACCUCCAAAUCGCCGAGGAUUUCAAGGCGCAGUUACGACUCAGCAGGAGCGACUGGGAUAAGUUUUUGGAGGCAUUCGAAAAAGACCAUCCAAAAGAAACCGAUCUACUUGAGCGCCUCCGCAGCUUGCGACUUCCAAAUUUCCUGGCUGGAGUUAAUAAGAGGCAAAAGGCGCGAGAGCCUGAGCCCAUUAAAUUGGCGGACAGACCUUUAACUGCGGAGAGAGUUACGAAGGAGGAACUGAAUAUGGAUAAGCGAAAGAGGGGAAGAUUGAUUGAUCCGAUCACUUUCGAUGAUAUGAAGCACGCGGAUGCAUACGGCUUCAAUUAUUCUUCACAGCCUCACCAUGUCGGCAACCAGCCCCAGCCUACCUUUAAAGGGGAUGUCAAAACUAGAGGCGAAGCAGAGGAUGAAGGACGCAGUCGAAGUCGGAGAAACAAGGCACAGAAGAAUUAUGAUGCAGACAAAAGCGUCACUCCGGAAACCGAAUCGGAUGAGCUCCCCCCCAAGCGCAUACGAAAACCAAGAAUCAAUCCCGAUGUCCCGGUCGAAGUUCAACCACGCCCAAAAACCGCCCCUCCAAGCCGCAGUGCCACUCCAGCUGUCAGGACCUUCCCAUCCGGCAAGCGUAUUGGACGACCGCCUACAAAAUCCAAGCUCAAAGAUGUACAAGUCCCCCCACCAGCCGCAGCCGCAGCUCCUAUUGUGGAGAGUGAGGCAGCACCCCGAAAGCUUGCUCCUAAGCAAGAAGUACAGCUUCAGCAUGCUGCAAAAUCACUCGUCAAGAAGACCCAUCCAGCUGCUACUCAGUCUACUGAUGUCGAUACCACCCAAACUACAUCAGUAGAAAGCUCCCGCCCAACCACGUCGUCAUCGACCGAGUCUAAAAAGCGGAAGAGAGGAGCCGAUAAGCCGGAGCCAGACACAGUAAUUGUUGAUGCUCCUCGUAACGAACCGGGCCCUUUCCGUCCUCCUCCAGCUCCAGUUGCGCCUGCACCAGCCACAACCGCAGCGGGCCGCAAGCGGAAGGCCAAGGAAGAAGAGGUUGACGAAUCGACUCUAGACCCUGAGGCGCUUGAAAAGCUUCGGAAGAGAAAGAUUAAGUCGGCUAAACUCUCCGAAAGUUUGCGCAAGAGAUGGCAAAGUGGAGAUAUGGCCGGUGCCAUGGAAACCAGAAAAGCUACCAACGCAGCGAAGAAGGCGGCCAAGGAGGCUGCCGCUGUUGGAACAGCCAGUGGUUCAGUCCCGCCGGCAGCUCCCGCAAUCGCCCCAACCCCGCCCGCCCCCAAGGCAAUACAGCCCCAGCCAGCUGCACUUGCUAUGGUUGCAACAGAAACCCCGGCUCCGAAGCGCAAGCAAUCUAACUCAAAGCCAGCGACCUCAGCAAAGGCCACAGGUUCAGGAAAGGGAAUUAAGCGUGCACCAGCACCCACAUUACCUCCAGUCAGAAAACCAAGCACCCGAGCCCGCAGACCAACCCGCAAUGCAAUGGGCAUGGACGGCGCUGAUGACUAUGACGAUGAUGAUGAUGAAGAAGAGGACGAAGAACUCCAGCAGCAGUUCAAGAGCGAGUAUGACCACUAUCAGGCUCUGACUUCUCCUGGCAGCCCAAUUCUUCUAGGAAAGCGUGCUAGAAAGACGAAGAUGGAUCUUCAGGCGGAAUUGUUUGAUGAUGCCGACGAGAUGGAUGAAUCCUACUGA
Messenger RNA from Venustampulla echinocandica, 2532 nucleotides. RefSeq lists its product as uncharacterized. The record is from RefSeq and is a predicted model, not a curated record. The transcript is spliced from 2 exons. Bases 1 to 2532 code for a protein of 843 amino acids. Lineage: Eukaryota; Fungi; Ascomycota; Leotiomycetes; Helotiales; Pleuroascaceae.